This is a messenger RNA of Mus pahari (shrew mouse), 2669 nucleotides long. It is a transcript of the gene Pomgnt1, whose product is annotated as protein O-linked mannose N-acetylglucosaminyltransferase 1 (beta 1,2-). NCBI's taxonomy places the organism in Eukaryota, Metazoa, Chordata, Mammalia, Rodentia, Muridae. Gene Ontology annotation, biological process: protein O-linked glycosylation via N-acetylgalactosamine. Gene Ontology annotation, cellular component: Golgi membrane. The record is from RefSeq and is a predicted model, not a curated record. The transcript is spliced from 21 exons. Gene Ontology annotation, molecular function: beta-1,3-galactosyl-O-glycosyl-glycoprotein beta-1,3-N-acetylglucosaminyltransferase activity. The coding region runs from base 216 to 2132 and encodes 638 amino acids.
GGAGGGGAAACCUCCCUGUCUCUUACAGCCUUCUCAGGCAGUGGUUUAGAGCCAGGAUUCUGGAAUCAGAACCCAAGUCUGACCUCGACAUCCAACAGAAACCAGAAGUGUGGUCAGUCAGGCUUUGUCCCUGACAACCAACUGUCAGGCGGUGUGGCCUACAUUCUUCUGUGUCUCUGGUUCUCGGGUCCUAAAUCCCUCUCAAGGAACUAGUUAUGGAGGGGACCAAGGAAGUCAAGGACUCCAAUGGGAAAAUACAAGACUAUGGGACAGGGGCUGUGCUUUUCCUGCUGGUGACCGUCAUUGUCAACAUCAAGUUGAUCCUGGACACUCGGAGAGCAAUCAGCGAGGCCAAUGAAGACCCAGAACCGGAACAAGACUAUGAUGAGGCCCUAGGACGUCUGGAGUCCCCUCGGCGCAGAGGCAGCAGUCCCCGGCGGGUGCUGGAUGUGGAAGUGUACUCCAGUAGAAGCAAAGUGUAUGUGGCGGUGGAUGGCACUACGGUGCUAGAGGAUGAGGCCCGGGAGCAGGGCCGAGGCAUCCAUGUCAUCGUCCUCAACCAAGCCACGGGCCACGUGAUGGCAAAGCGUGUGUUUGACACAUACUCCCCUCAUGAGGAUGAGGCCAUGGUGCUGUUCCUCAACAUGGUGGCACCUGGCCGUGUGCUGAUCUGCACAGUGAAGGAUGAGGGCUCCUUCCACCUCAAGGACACAGCAAAGGCUCUGCUGAGGAGCCUGGGAAGUCAGGCAGGCCCUGCCCUUGGCUGGAGGGACACUUGGGCCUUCGUGGGACGAAAAGGAGGUCCUGUACUUGGCGAGAAACAUUCUAAAUCUCCUGCCCUCUCCUCCUGGGGUGACCCGGUCCUGCUGAAGACAGAUGUGCCACUGAGCUCAGCUGAAGAGGCUGAGUGUCAAUGGGCAGAUACGGAGUUGAACCGCCGCCGCAGGCGCUUCUGCAGCAAAGUGGAGGGCUACGGGAGCGUGUGCAGUUGCAAGGACCCGACGCCUAUUGAGUUCAGCCCUGACCCACUUCCAGACAAUAAGGUCCUCAAUGUGCCUGUGGCUGUCAUUGCAGGGAACCGGCCCAAUUACCUGUACAGGAUGCUGCGCUCUCUGCUCUCAGCCCAAGGGGUCUCUCCACAGAUGAUAACGGUCUUCAUUGAUGGCUACUAUGAGGAGCCAAUGGAUGUGGUGGCGCUGUUUGGUCUGAGAGGCAUUCAGCAUACUCCUAUCAGCAUCAAGAACGCCCGUGUGUCCCAGCACUACAAGGCCAGCCUCACUGCCACUUUCAACCUGUUUCCGGAGGCCAAGUUUGCUGUGGUUCUGGAAGAGGACCUGGACAUUGCUGUGGAUUUUUUCAGUUUCCUGAGCCAGUCCAUCCACCUGCUGGAGGAAGAUGACAGCCUGUACUGCAUCUCUGCCUGGAAUGACCAGGGGUAUGAACACACAGCUGAGGAUCCAGCACUACUGUACCGUGUGGAGACCAUGCCUGGGCUAGGAUGGGUGCUCAGGAAAUCUUUAUACAAGGAGGAGCUUGAGCCCAAGUGGCCCACACCAGAAAAGCUGUGGGAUUGGGACAUGUGGAUGCGGAUGCCGGAGCAACGCCGGGGCCGAGAGUGUAUCAUCCCGGAUGUUUCCCGAUCCUACCACUUUGGCAUCGUCGGCCUCAACAUGAACGGCUACUUUCAUGAGGCCUACUUCAAGAAGCACAAGUUCAACACAGUUCCAGGUGUCCAGCUCAGGAAUGUAGACAGUCUGAAGAAAGAAGCUUAUGAAGUGGAAAUUCACAGACUGCUCAGCGAGGCUGAGGUUUUGGACCACAGCAAGGACCCUUGUGAAGACUCCUUCCUGCCAGACACGGAGGGCCAUACCUAUGUGGCGUUUAUCCGAAUGGAGAAAGACGAUGACUUCACCACCUGGACUCAGCUUGCCAAGUGCCUCCAUAUUUGGGACCUGGAUGUUCGUGGCAACCACCGGGGCCUGUGGAGAUUAUUUCGGAAGAAGAACCACUUUUUGGUGGUGGGGGUCCCAGCCUCCCCUUACUCAGUGAAGAAACCACCAUCAGUCACCCCUAUUUUCCUGGAGCCACCCCCAAAGGAAGAAGGAGCCCCAGGGGCUGCUGAACAAACGUGAAGCCUCCUCCAGGACCCUGCAGGGCUGGGUACUGUGUACCCCCAGACAAGCUAGCCCGUUGCCCUAUCCUGUAGGAUUUAGUAGAUGCUGGUAGGGGGUAGGGCUGGCUUGUUUUUAACAUGGAAUUUAAUUACUAACUACAAGGGGAAGGAUCCCCUGCUCCAACACCCCUAUUCCUGAGUUUAAGGUCUAUUUAUUUACUUCCUUGUCAAAGAAGAGCAGGAGAGUUCCAGGACCUCUUUGGGAUCCCUGGGUAGCUGAUCCACUAUUUAUUGACUGUCCUGGGGCCUUGGGAGUAGGCCCAACCUGGGGCCUUUAUUCCUCUCUGGACCAGGAUGCUGCCCUGAGGGUGGGACUGGCUCAUACUCAGGAAAACUGCUGUGCCCAACUGAUGGACAGGCCCAUGUGAGGUCCAUGUGCUGACAGACUCACUCAGAGACCUUUAGACACUGGACCAGGCCUCCUCUUAGCCUUCUCUUUGUCCAGAUUUCCAAAGCUGGAUAAAGAUGGUCAUUGAUUAAAAAAGAAGAAAACCUC